UUUUUUACAAUUCAUCUUUGGUUUGAGAGUCAACAUGGGAUUUUCUGUUUUCUGGGGUUUGUUUCUUGGACUUUUAUGUUUCUUCAACAUGGGAGGAGGAGUUUGGUGUGACUGCAAUGUGAGAAAUCUAGAAAUUGAGGGAGGUAAUUACACACUGACCAAGCAGCUGCAGAGUGGCAGCACGGUUGUUUACCACUGUCCUGAGGGUUACUACCCAUACCCUGCAAUACGCCGCUGCCAGCUUAACAACAGGUGGAACCCAUCACCCAGCAGAUGGUCCCCUGCGAGAUGCAAGAUGGUUGAGUGUCCAGAUCCAAAUACCCUGGAGAAUGGGAACAUUUUACCUCCUCAGGUGCAGUACUUUGUAAACAAUGAGACCACAGUUGAGUGCUACUCAGGAUUCAAACUGUAUGGCUCACCCCAACGCUACUGCCUACCAAAUGGAAAGUGGAGUGGCCGUACUCCUAUCUGUCGUCGUGACUCGGGGAGUCAUUGUCCUGAUCCUGGUGUCCCACCUGGUGCAUCAAGGACAGGGAACCACUUUGGUAUUAGCGAUAAAGUGACAUACAUCUGCAACAACAACCUGAUUUUGGUGGGCUCAACUGAACGUGUGUGUCAAGAGAACGGCCAGUGGACUGGCAUCGAGCCGGCGUGUUACUACAGACACACAUACGACACGCCACAGGAGAUUUCAGAGGAGUUUGGCAGUGCGAUCAGAAGCAGCCUCACCACGUUGGAGUCCCAUGAUGACACACAGGAGGGGAGAAGAAUCCGAAUUCCUAAAAGUGGUAUACUUAACAUCUACAUCGGGAUGGAUAUUUCUGAGAGCAUUAAUGAAACUUAUAUCGAUAAUUCCAAAAAAGCCAUCAUGAAACUUAUUGACAAGAUUUCAGCUUUCUCUGUGACUCCAAACUACCAAAUUGACUUCUUCGCCUCUCAGAUUUAUAAAAUUGUGGACAUAAUUGAUUUUUCUAGUGGUAAUGUAGAUCUACCCUCUGUCAUGAGAAACCUGCGAGACUUUAGAGUUACAACGAGAGACACUUCUGGAACAGAUCUGAGCUUAGUCUUCAAGAAGUUUUAUCAUCAAAUGUCUCUUCUAAAGACAAGAGUGGGAGAAGAAGUUUUUAAGGAACAUCGGCAUGUCAUCAUUGUUUUUACAGACGGUGGUUUUAACAUGGGUGGUUCACCAGAACCCACUGUGAUAAAAAUAAAGAACAUGGUCUACAUGAACCAUACGGAUGAUGGAAAAAUUAAUCCGAGAGAUGAAUACCUGGAUAUUUAUAUUUUUGCCGUUGGAUCUGAGAUUUAUGAUAACAACCUGAUGCAUCUCACCACAGUUCGGCCCAAUGAGAAACAUUACUUCAGAUUGGACAAAAUUAGCAAAGAAUUAGAACAGACAUUUGAUGACAUAAUUGAUGAAAGAGAAGUUGUUGGUUUAUGUGGUCUUCACAGGGACUAUACACCUAGUGUUAAUAAUUACAAUCGUAACCCACUUGGUGACGUCGAUAGUAGGAAAAUGUUUCCAUGGGUGGUGUCCAUCAUUGUUACGGUGGAAACUGGAGUAACUAAAAAAUGCCUUGGCUCUCUGGUGACCCCCCAGUUUAUCUUGACAGCUGCUCACUGCUUCACAACCAGUGAUAUAAUCACAAAAAUUGAAGUUGAGGUGGAAGAAUAUAACAAAAUCAGAGUGAAAGAAGUAAAAAGACGUAUUAUACACCCAAACUACAAUAUUAAUGCUAAAAAGCAUAUGAACAUAGGAGAGUUUUAUGACUAUGAUGUGGCUCUCCUUCAGCUUCAGAAACCUGUUGACAUCACCAUCUCUCUGAGACCUAUCUGCAUACCAUGCACCCAGGAGACCAGUGAUGCUUUAAAACUGGUCGGUAAAAAAACCUGCACACAGCAUGAGGAGAUCCUGCUAAAGAACGGAGACCAACUGAAUUUCCUGACAAAGACGAAUGAUUUCUAUGGUAAAAAAAGUGCCAUUGUGAAGCUCGGCAGCAAUAGAGAAGCCUGCAUCAAAGAAGCUCUAAAGGCUCCAGGAAUCAACACAACUAAUGCAGAAGAGGUGGUGACUGGUAAUUUCCUGUGUACUGGUGGUCGUUUUCCACAAAGAGAUCAUAUAGCGUGUCAGGGGGACUCCGGAGGUGCUGUGUAUAAGAACUAUGAGCGCCGUUCAAUACAGGUUGCUUUGGUCAGCUGGGGAACCAAGGAUCUGUGCAAAACACGUGGUAGCUUCGCUGAGUCGGAUGAAACGUCCCGAGAUUUUCACAUUAAUCUCUUCAGAGUCAUACCUUUUCUGAAGUCUCACCUUGGAAAUGACACCCAGGAUGAAUACGAAGUGCUUACAUUUUUAGACAUGUAAAUGCAUCGGUGCUGAUGUGGUUUUGUAUGAUUUACAUUUACGUGCACCUUAAUGAUUUUGGAGGAAACUGGUAUAGAAAUGGUUAAUACACUGUGGAUGGCUGUUUGGCAGUAAACUGUGAAAUUACAUAAAUGUCUGUGUUGUAACAUAAUGUUUUGCAUAAUUUUAACAUUUCUUGCUGCUAGACUACUCUGUGCAAAGUUGAACAAUAUUGAUUUCUUUUUUUGGAUCAACUACAAAUUGACUUUUAUGUAGAUUUUUUUUAUAGUCCACACAAUUCUUCAUUAUUUUUCAUGACUUUUUUCCCUCUGCUUGGAUUUAUAACUGUUUGCUUGCAGCUUUUAUUAAUUUGAUGUGUUUAUAAUAAAGUUUACUAAACUUUAUUACAUUGCAUUUACUUAAAUUACAGCAGUGAUGGUUAACCCAUAAAGACCCAAUACUACUUUUUUGUCAGUUCCCAAAGAAUUUUUCUCUAUAUUUAACCUUUCUGAAGUGAUUUA
This is a messenger RNA of Sphaeramia orbicularis (orbiculate cardinalfish), 2862 nucleotides long. Its product is annotated as complement factor B-like. Gene Ontology annotation, biological process: response to bacterium; proteolysis; complement activation. Lineage: Eukaryota; Metazoa; Chordata; Actinopteri; Kurtiformes; Apogonidae. Gene Ontology annotation, molecular function: serine-type endopeptidase activity. Gene Ontology annotation, cellular component: extracellular region; extracellular exosome. The record is from RefSeq and is a predicted model, not a curated record. The coding region runs from base 35 to 2362 and encodes 775 amino acids. The transcript is spliced from 18 exons.